Alligator sinensis (Chinese alligator) is the source of this 3808-nucleotide messenger RNA. RefSeq names its product potassium channel tetramerization domain containing 7 (gene KCTD7). Gene Ontology annotation, molecular function: protein binding. Bases 1285 to 2007 code for a protein of 240 amino acids. Gene Ontology annotation, biological process: protein homooligomerization. The transcript is spliced from 5 exons. NCBI's taxonomy places the organism in Eukaryota, Metazoa, Chordata, Crocodylia, Alligatoridae. The record is from RefSeq and is a predicted model, not a curated record.
GUUGUUACGGGGCAGAACAAAGUGAGUGGCAAGCCGGACGAUGCCAUGUCGAGCUCAGAUGCAGAGGAUGAUUUCCAAGAGCCUGCCACACCUACUGCGACCCAGGCAGGGCAGUCGCUCCCGCUGCUACCUCAGCAGGAUUUAUUAAAUACCAGUAGGAAGCACCCUAGUACCACUGCAGCUCCCAUAGGAGAAGAGAGCGUCCAUCAGACGCUGCCGGGCCUGCCACAGACUGCAGUGCAACUACGUUGGUUUUCAUCUUGAAGCCAGUGGAGCAGCAUUUGCUUGAAAAUGGGUUUGAUUUUGCCCCGAGGAUUGCUGAUUCUGUGGCUUUCCAAAGAACCGUAACUGAGCAUUAAUGCUUUAAUUUUACUUUUGCUAUGAAAGCUGUCCUAAUGAAUGAGAGCGUGAAAGGCAACCUGAAAAGGAGCAUAAAUAUGUCCAAUAACUUUAAAAACAGAGAGGGUGGGAGGGGGGAUGUUCUGCAUAUUAGUGACUUAAAAUUCACCAUUGUGUGGUAUAAUGGGGGGAAGAGGGCUUAGGUACUUACUAGACCAUUGUGGAAGGCCAUUUAGAAAAUAGAAAGUAGCGAUCAAGUAUAAAAUGACAUUAUUUCUUCUCUUGUUGUUGUUGCCGUCUCUGCUUCCGCGCAUCAUGUUUGUGAUUUCAGUAUCCUCCAUGAUCCUCUCUUCCCCUCUCUUCCGCAGUCAGAUUUUUGCUAAAUUUUGUCACUUCUUUCUCAGUGAAGUCUUUAAAAGCUCUCCUGUCCCCUGUGUCUUGGCUGCUAUAAUCUCUGUUGUCUUGCCAAAAAGUAAAGGUGAGAAGAAUCCCUGUUUCCUCUUCGUGACUAGCUUUCUUUGCAAUCCUUUGAAAGUCUGCUGCUAAAAAAGUCACCUUUCUGGCUUGCUGUAUUAAUUCCCCUUCCUAAAUAAAUCCCGUCAUUGUCCUCUCGUUCUUUUGCUGCACAACUUCAAAAUCCUAAUUGUAGCCUUUUAAACUCGCCGCAAUUUGUCCUUGUUCAUGCCACAUUUUGGUUGAGAUGGUCACCUUCCUGAAGAUUUGACUCUCUCCAUGUUCUUCCGUUCUUCAUAAGCUUUCAAGACGGGUCAUCCUGUGUUUAUGAUUGUUAUCCCGUGUACUGUAGAGAGUUUGAUCUGCUAAAUGGGGAGGGAGGAGGAAGGGUCUUGGCAUAUACACAUUUGCGUAGCACCACCGAAUAAUUUUCAAAUGGUGAUAUGAUUGCUUUUUCAGUUCCCUGAAGUUAUUCCGCUUAAUGUAGGAGGCAUGUAUUUCACUACCAGGCUGUCAACAUUAAGACGGUAUGAGGACACCAUGUUGGCUGCUAUGUUUAGCGGAAGGCACUAUAUUCCAACAGAUGCUGAAGGCAGAUACUUUAUUGACAGAGAUGGAACUUACUUUGGAGACAUACUGAACUUUCUGCGAUCUGGUGACCUUCCGUCAAGAGAACGAGUGAGGUCAGUUUACAAGGAAGCACAAUAUUAUUCUAUUGGACCAUUGCUAGACAAUCUAGAGGAUGUCCAACCUCUUAAAGGAGAGAAAGUUAGACAAGCUUUCCUGGGCUUAAUGCCAUAUUACAAAGAACACUUGGAGCGGAUAAUUGAAAUUGCUAAACUUCGAGCCAUGCAGAGAAAAGCAAGAUUUGCAAAGUUGAAGGUCUGUGUUUUCAAGGAAGAAAUGCCCAUCACUCCAUACGAAUGUCCACUUUUCAACUCUCUACGUUUUGAAAGAAAUGAUAGCGAGUCAAAACUAUUUGAACAUCACUGUGAAGUGGAUGUAUCUUUUGGCCCCUGGGAAGCUGUAGCUGAUGUUUAUGACCUUCUUCACUGUAUUGUGACAGACCUUUCAGAAAGGGGAAUUACUGUGGAUCAUCAGUGCAUUGGGGUGUGUGAUAAACAUCUGAUAAACCAUUAUUACUGCAAGCGUCCUAUCUAUGAAUUCAAGAUUACUUGGUGCUAUAACUUAGCUGCUAAGUUAUAUAAGGCAUAAGGAGAUCAAGUGACUAGCCUGAGAAUACAAGAUGAGGUAAUGAUGCUGACAACUCUUCCCACCCCUCCAACUUGCUCUUUGAUCUUUAAACUCCAGAGGUUCCUUGGAUGCUGUCUGGGCAGGAGGUGUGUCACCCUGUAAGACUGCAUGCAGGAAUUUCACGUGUGGGGCAAAAAGGAGGAGUACCCAGUCUGCACAUAAAAUAUCCCUGGAAGUUACAGGCCGAUAGCUGUCACUUCCUAUAGACACUGACAUUCUCAUUAGUUGCUAAGAUGUCCCUGAGGCAAACAAUGCUUUCUUCUUAUUUCUUUUACUCAUUUCCUCCUCCUUUCACUUGUUUUCCUGUAGAGCAUUAUUUAAGAAAAAAAAAUCCAUUUAUAGUUGUUGUUUUAAGUAAUGCCAUGUAUUCAGCCCAUGGUGCCUGUCUGUGCUUUUAGUUUCUGAGGAUAUCAUUGAUGAGUCAAGGAGUCUGAGGACAACAUCAUAUCGGUAUGCCUCUCUAGUCGCAUCUUCAGAUCACACUAAGCAUGGUGGUCAAUCAGGAAUUCUUGGCCCCAUCCAGCAAUAGCGAAAGUGCCAUUGGUGAAAUUGUCAUGCCAAAGCCGAUGGUUUGCAGCCGACAGAGACUUUAAUUUCUUAUGCUCUGGUUUUGUGAGAGGCAAAGAAAUGUUAAUUUCCACCAUACUUUCUUGUGAAGUCUGUCAAUUGGUCUGGUCUCAGUGGCAAAAGGCUUGGCUACUUCAGGUUUCUCCCCUUGCUUGCUACUGACUGUUCUUUCUGUUGCAAGGCCACGUAGGUUCGCCAGGUGGUAAAAUUGGAGUGGGCUAUUGAAUUAAAUCCACUGAUGUAGGGCAAUAUCUGAGGAGGUAAAUAGUAGCGCCUCCUCCCAGCCUGUGAUUCAGCCAUAGUUAAUGGCAGAGUUAAGGAUGUGUUGGAAGAACUCCAGGCUACAUCCCGUGCUUUGCAUCCCUGCCCUUUGCACGUGGCAAAAUGCAUGUGUGGGAUCGUGAAGCUGAUCAGGGAGGAAUCAGGGCAGGGAUUCAGAGCACAGUCUCUGUGACAGACCUUUCUUUCCCCUCUUUGUUUUAGUAACUCUUGAGAACAAUCUUUGGACACUUCUGUCUUAAGACAUAGUUGGCAGUACUGAACCUUGCAAUUAUGCUGACUUGUAUAGUUAUUUGUGGCUUUAAACCAUUUUGUAAUGUUUCCCUCUACUUCAGAGUGGAUAUGAGGGAGUCUUGUGUUUUUCAGUAUGUAAACUAUUUAAAAUUCAAACAAAUGUGCAAGUUUGUUUCUCUUUCUCUGAAUAAGCUACGUCUGAGCUGAGAACUAUGAAUCGCAAUUUAUUUAUGUAUAUAGGUCUCCAACUGGAUGCAAAUUUCCAGAACAAUGGUCCCCAGUCAUUUUACUUGCACAGAUUUAGUAUGAGUUUAUGACUAGUUUCACUGUGACUUUAUAAGUGGUUUUUAUUUUGCCAAGUUAUAAAUUGUUUAGGUCUCCAUCCAUUGUUACCCUUCAUGUCUUGUGGGGAGAGGGGAACACACAAUCCUUGGCCCUAGUGACUGGGUAUUGGAAUGAUUCCAAAUUUGUCCAAAUUUGUAUUAUUUUGUAUUGUUUUAUGAUGAAACAAGUUGACGAUCAAUGUUAUUUUAACACAAUGGAUUCUGUAGCAUCCUGUGUCUUACUACACAUUGCUUUUAAAUUCCAGGUAAACUGGGUAAUGUAUGUAUUUUUAUUUGAAACAUGUGAAAGGUAACAUUUUAUGUAUUAAAGUCUCAGUGCUGUGAAAUAAAUUAUUAAA